GCCGCACGUCACCGCUUCCGACGCACGUUGCUCGUUAGUUGUUUUAGCAAUUAGCAGUUAGCAGUGAAAUCGACACAUCGUUCACGUUCAUGGCGAAUGGAUGCAAGGACGCGUUGUUCACACGCGGGGCUGGACAGAGUGAUGAUUCGGAUAUCUGGGAUGACACAGCGUUGAUAAAGGCAUAUGACAAGGCAGUCGCAUCAUUUAAGACUGCACUGAAGGGUGAAGAUGAGCCGCAAGCCUCCAAGAAAAACCAACCAGGAAAAAAACGCAAGAACAACAAAAAGAACCAGAGCAGGAAGCGAACAAAUGCACCACUGGAUAGAGAGUGGCAGGUUGGAGACUCGUGCAGUGCGUACUGGUCAGAGGACGGCCAGCUCUAUGCAGCCACCAUCUCCUCCAUAGACAAGGAGAGGGGCACCUGUGUAGUUGUUUUUACAGGAUACGGCAACGAGGAGGAUCACAACCUUGACGAAUUGCUUAUGGAUAUUUCUGAGGGUGAUGAGGAAACAAAUACCAAGGCAGAAUCGUCGACAGAGGAGAGUGACAGGUCAACCACAUCAAACCAGCACAAACAACAGCCACACAAUAAACCCCAAAAGACCAAGGCCCACAAAGAACCUCCUCCUAUGUGGGCUCCUGGUUUCCCUGGGUUUCCUCCAGGUCCACCUCCCAUGCAUUCUUCCAGACAGGGGGGAAGCAGACGAUCUGGUGGUCAUGGGCCUGUACCUCCUUCCUGGCCUCCCAUGAUGCCUUUUGGUCCACCAAUGAUCCCUCCACCUCCACCAAUGAGCCCUGACAUGGUCGAUGACGAGGCCUUGGGCAGCGUGCUCAUCUCCUGGUACAUGAGUGGAUAUCACACAGGAUACUACUUGGGGUUGAAACAAGGACGCAAAGAAGCUGCCAAUUGGACGAAACUGCACCACAAAUGAAAUGACCAACUCAAGAUUUUAGUUUCAUUUACUCAGGGCAUCACCUGGAGCAGCCACCCUCCCCGCCGUGUCUGAUUUGUGUCCUCCUUAAUUCAAAAGGAAAUGUUCUAAAUGAAAUGUACAGGCUGGGAACAGAGCGUUCACGGAGAAGACUUUUGUAUUCUUUGUAAAUAUAUUAAAUAAAGGGUAUCAGAGCACAGUUGA
Molecule: messenger RNA, 1136 nt
Organism: Morone saxatilis (striped sea-bass)
Lineage: Eukaryota; Metazoa; Chordata; Actinopteri; Moronidae
Gene: smn1
Product: survival of motor neuron 1, telomeric
Exons: 8
Coding region: 90-932 (280 amino acids)
Biological process (GO): mRNA processing
Cellular component (GO): nucleus; cytoplasm
Molecular function (GO): RNA binding
Source: RefSeq, a predicted model, not a curated record